CUUUCCAACACACUAUUGCAACAUAUAAAUCUCACCACUUAACGUACAAUAAAAGCGCAGUUUCCACGUGCGGAAGUGUCGGGCAAUGUCGGGGAGAAGGCAGCUGAACACAGCCCAGAUCAGUCAGGUGAUAGACGAGACUAUCUGGAAGGAGAAGAUUGCGCACGAGAAGAAGGCUAGGGAGUAUUGGGAUAAUAUCUACCGGUCUGAUAUUAUGAAGGAGCACGCCCUACCGGUACACACACCUAGAGACGGUAAAGUGUUGCAACCGAUAUCCUACUUCGACACGAAGGUGCGGCUGAUCACCAGCAGGGAAAUAGGCUCCAGACAGCAGACCCCUCAGAUAUACCGCCUCCAGAGUAGUCAUGGUAACAGGCUACUUAAGUCUGACCUGCUCUGCUCUGAUUAGUUACAGAGUAGUCAUGGUAACAGGCUACUUAAGUCUGACCUGCUCUGCUCUGAUUAAUUACGGGCUUGCUGUUCUGGAUACUGUCGGGGAGGAAACUGGAAACGUGGUUUUGGAUUUCGAUUGUUAUAUUAUGUUGUGUAACCAUGGGUAACCACAUGGCGGUAACCAGGUAACCAGAUUGGGAGUUGUUAUGUGUAUCACCUACCUAUACUUGUUCUUAUUUAUUAUGGGAUAUUUGACCAAAACCCAUAAUCAUGGGUAGAGUGGACCGCAUUUGCGGACGGUCAUUCAAAUUAAUAUCAUUUCCUUUUGUUUUGGAAAGAGAGACACUAGCAGCGGUCCACUCUACCCAUGAUUAUGGGUUUUGGUCAAAUAUCAUCUCUUUUUGAUUAUAAUGUCUGGGUCCUUUACACCUACAUAUACCUACUUGUU
This is a messenger RNA of Bolinopsis microptera, 841 nucleotides long. RefSeq lists its product as uncharacterized. NCBI's taxonomy places the organism in Eukaryota, Metazoa, Ctenophora, Tentaculata, Lobata, Bolinopsidae. The coding region runs from base 86 to 409 and encodes 107 amino acids. The transcript is spliced from 2 exons. The record is from RefSeq and is a predicted model, not a curated record.